Molecule: messenger RNA, 465 nt
Organism: Filobasidium floriforme
Lineage: Eukaryota; Fungi; Basidiomycota; Tremellomycetes; Filobasidiales; Filobasidiaceae
Product: macrolide-binding protein FKBP12
Exons: 6
Coding region: 1-465 (154 amino acids)
Molecular function (GO): peptidyl-prolyl cis-trans isomerase activity
Source: RefSeq, a predicted model, not a curated record
AUGCUAUCAAGGACAGCUCCUAUUCUCCGUUCAAUCUCUAAACGUACUUUUACCACAUCAGCUAUCAACAUGGGUGUUACUGUCGAGCGAAUCGCGCCUGGUGACGGCAAGAACUUCCCCAAGAAGGGAGACACCGUCUCUAUGCACUACGUCGGUACUUUGCAGUCCAACGGAAACAAGUUCGACUCUAGCCGAGACCGAGGUCAGGCUUUCGUCACCCCUAUCGGUGUCGGCAGGGUCAUCAAGGGUUGGGACGAGGGUGUCCCCCAGUUGAGCUUGGGAGAGAAGGCCAAGCUCAUCUGCACCCCCGACUACGCUUACGGUGACCGAGGAUUCCCCCCUGUCAUCCCCCCUAGCUCUACCCUCGUCUUCGAGGUCGAGCUCUUGAAGAGUCAGUCGAGUGAUGACGAUGCUAGAUGCCGGCAGGCGUAUUUGUUUACUGAUCAGGGUUUCGGUGCUGUGUGA